Molecule: messenger RNA, 854 nt
Organism: Penaeus monodon (black tiger shrimp)
Lineage: Eukaryota; Metazoa; Arthropoda; Malacostraca; Decapoda; Penaeidae
Product: superoxide dismutase [Cu-Zn]-like
Exons: 4
Coding region: 267-851 (194 amino acids)
Biological process (GO): removal of superoxide radicals
Molecular function (GO): superoxide dismutase activity; copper ion binding
Source: RefSeq, a predicted model, not a curated record
AGAAAUAUCACUUGUAGGCGUCGCAGUGUUACCAGAAACCACCCUCGCCGACACACCUUCGUGAUCCUCGUUGAUCCUCAGUGUUACCAGAAACCACCCUCGCCGACACACCUUCGUGAUCCUCAGUGUUACCAGAAGCCACCCUCGUCCUCCACACACCUUCGUGAUCCUCAUUGACACCAGUGUUACCAGAAACCAUCCUCGUCCACACACUCCCGGCUUCGUCAGACCCAGACCCAGCUGACACACACCCACACACACGCGUCAUGGGGAAGUGCAUCGCCUACGUCGCCGCCGCCGUCGUCUUCCUUGGCCUCGGGGCGCUCAUAGCUGGUCUUGCUGUGUGGUACUCGGUGCCCGAAGUCUCCGAAAAGUUUACGUCUGAGAGCCGACUGGCCAAGUGCGUACUCGAGUCUUCCUCAGGAGUUUCUGGAACCAUCAUGUUCCGCGAGAGCUCUGAGCCGGCGCCUGUUGAUAUCACCGGAAACAUCACAGGACUGAGCCCCGGCAAGCACGGCUUCCACAUCCACGCCUUCGGGGUCUCGGGCGCCGACUGCAAGGCCGCCGGCGGGCACUACAACCCCUUCGGAAGCAACCACUCCGCGCCCGACGCCACCCAACGCCACGUCGGGGACCUCGGCAACAUCCUCGCCGGGGAAGACAGCGUCGCCCACGUUGAUAUUCUGGACGACACGGUGACUCUGUUCGGGUGGUACUCCGUGCUGGGUCGUGCCGUGGUCGUGCACGCCGGCGAGGACGACCUGGGCCUCGGCGGGAACGACGGGUCCCUCUCCACGGGCAACGCGGGGGGUCGUGUGGCCUGCUGCACCAUCUUCGCCGUCCCUGAGUAGAGG